Messenger RNA from Coffea eugenioides, 954 nucleotides. RefSeq names its product flavonol synthase/flavanone 3-hydroxylase-like. The record is from RefSeq and is a predicted model, not a curated record. NCBI's taxonomy places the organism in Eukaryota, Viridiplantae, Streptophyta, Magnoliopsida, Gentianales, Rubiaceae. The transcript has 3 exons. Gene Ontology annotation, molecular function: dioxygenase activity. Bases 1 to 954 code for a protein of 317 amino acids.
AUGGCCAACUUAGCUAUCCCCACAAUCGAUCUCUCUCCUUUCUUGAACAAUGAAGAUGAUGAUAACUGCAAGAAGAAAGUGAAAGAAAUUAUUAGCCAAGCCUGCUCUGAGUACGGCUUCUUUCAGGUCGUGAACCAUGGGGUACCACUGAAUCUGUUAAGCCGAGCAAUGGAGCUCUCAAAGACGUAUUUUGCGUUCCCAGAAGAGGAGAAGCUCAAAUGUAGUCCUAAAUGUGGAGCACCUCUUCCAGCUGGUUAUAACAAGGCGCCAGAGUUCUCACCUGAGAAGAAAGAAUACAUGAUCAUGUUUCCACCUGAUUCUGGUUUCAAUACAUUACCCAGCAAUCCACCUGAGUUCAAGGAUGUGAUGGAAGCGAUGUUCAGUCACUUCUCCAAGGCCGGUGAAUUGAUAGAGAGCCUCAUCAAUGUGUGCCUUGGUCUGCCUCAAAACUUCCUCAAAGAAUACAAUCAUGAUAGGAGCUGGGAUUUCAUGUUGGCUUUGCACUAUUUUGCAGCAACUGAAACUGAGAACAAUGGAACAUCAGAACACGAAGAUGGAAACUGCAUAACUUUGGUCGUUCAAGAUGAAUCAGGGGGCCUAGAAGUUUACAAGAAUGGCGAAUGGAUUCCGGUGAUCCCUGAGCCAGGCAAAAUAGUGGUCAAUAUAGGUGAUUCAAUUCAGGUGUUGACCAACAAGAAGUUUAAAAGUGCAACUCAUAGAGUUGUAAGGCCUAAAGGAAGAAGCAGGCACUCUUUUGCAUUCUUCUAUACUUUACAAGGAGACAAGUGGGUCGAACCACUGCCACAAUUCACUGAAGAGAUUGGAGAGACAGCAAAGUUCAGGGGGUUCUUCUACAAGGAUUACCUGGAAUUAAGAACGAGAAGCAAACUUCAUCCGCAAUCAAGACCUGAAGAUGUCAUUCGCAUUGCUCAUUAUGCAAUUUCUACAUCAUGA